UGUACAUACAAAAGUUGUUACUGUGAAACUCAGCCAAGUUAGAUUACUUCUUGCUUCGAUCAAACUUAAAGCGAUGAGGAGGACGACGACGAUGAUGUAUGAUAAAUACACUCCUACAAUUCGUCACUAUAAUACGAAAUCUUCGUCGAUUCGUUAUGGUUGUAUUAGUCUCGUAUGGUUUUCAGCACAACGUACUAUAAUCUUCGAAAAGACUCUAAUGGGUUUUGGUUAAUCAAAAAUCUUCUCUAAUCAAGAGCAAUUAUGAAUUUUAAUAUAUGCUAAAUUUUCUUACGAAUAUUGGUAGCGAGUAGCGACAGUGUCAUAAUGGAGGGAGUAAAAGCUAGUUCCUGCCUGACAUGGACGAACAAUUUCGGGUACUUAUAGCAACUCUGCCAAUUUUCCCCAUUUUCCCACACUAUCUUUCUUACUUCCCAUUUUUUUAUUUUUUUUCACUGCCCAUUGUCCAAUAUAUAGUUGUUUUUCUAUUUUUUAUAUAUUGUGGCGCAAGAAAACAAAAGAGGCAGGCGCCGCUGGGGCAGCGCAGCCGUACGACAGUGGUGAGGAGAUAGGGCUGACGCCAUCAUCAUCAUCAUCACAAAGGGAGCGGAGCUGAGAGAGAGGAGAAAACUGGUCUGGUCACAUGACCAGCGCAACACCUUCCCAGCCCGCUAUCUCUUGUCUAAUCAGGCGGCUGCUGCUAUUACCCUUUUCUCGAAAACAAUUAACCGGUCGAACCCAGUGUGACCAAACCGUAAGAAUUACGUAGAUGAUACAGUACCAUACGGUCUGGAUGUGUCACAAAAUUGUAUACUAUUUAUUCGAUCUUAUAUAUAGUUUGUGUAAUUUUUUUUAAGUUAGUGUACAAGUUUAAUUUGAUUCACACUUGUGAAAAAAAAUCGGACCGAAUCAUAUGUUUUAGCGAUGCAAUCAACCUCCAAUCAUGCACUUGUUACUGCUAUACACGAACCUACCUUUCCACUCGAGUAUGUUUAUAAGAAAAUCAUAAUUUAGAUAGUUGAUAAUUUUGGCACAACAAUUUAGUUUUUAUUUUCAUGGUUAUCUACACCGUCAAUAGACAUUUCAUCGAUCGACUAUAUUGUACUUUGAUAUUUCUUAACCCAACUUCAAUGUGAAGGGGGAUACUCAUUUUUCACUAGUUGGGCCUUUAGCCGAAAUAAUCAACUCAACUUGAACCAAGCCGUGUCAAAUUAGAGACGAUCCGAGUUGAUUGCCAUUGAAUUCAUGACCGAAUCGAACCGGACAACCUCGAUUAGCUAUGGGCCAAGAGAGGAAAUGUGGAAGAAGAAGAUGAAGAAGAAGAAAAAAACAUGCAUAAAAAACGGAAAAUUAAAUUUUAAAACACAUUUUCUAUUGAGCUAAACCAAUGGAGUCUCUCUCUCUCUCUCGCAUUCGAAUCUGUAUAUAAAAAAGGCAAAGCAGCAAACCCAAACCCAAGUCCCUGGUCGUGCCGUCCAGCCGACGAUUACGGGUGUCUCAGUGUGGGACCCAUCCGUCCCUUCUUCUUCUUCUUCUUUUAUACCCUCUUUUCUUCCUCGUUCCAUUCCUCUGUUUUUUUUUUAUCACCGCUCCCUCCAAUGGCUUCCUCCACCGCCAGAUCAUCGGAAGGCCACUACCGAGGCGUCAGGAAGCGGCCGUGGGGCCGCUACGCCGCCGAAAUCCGCGACCCUUGGAAGAAAACCCGCGUCUGGCUCGGCACCUUCGACACCCCUGAGGAAGCCGCCCUCGCCUACGACGGCGCCGCCCGCUCCCUCCGCGGAAACAAGGCCAAGACCAACUUCCCUCCUUCCCCGGCCGCCUGCUCCUCCCCAAUCGCCGCUGCCGACGUCGCCCUCCCUUCCACCGGCUUGUCGCUGGAUCUCAACUCCCCCACCUCCGGCAACAACCCCCACCGCCAUUUCCUCCACCACCACCGCUGGACGGCCGCCGCCGUCGGCGGCCCGCGUUUCUCCCUCGGCGAGUUCCUCCAGACCGGCGUCCUGAAAGAGAUCACCGCCGAAAAUCCCGUCACCGUCGCAUCCGCAGCUCCCUCUGGCGGCGUCGCUGCCGCUCCGCCGCCGUUUUUGGGAAUCGUGAGGCGCGGGCUGCCUAUUGAUUUGAACGAGCCUCCGCCGCUGUGGUUGUAAAAAAAAUUAGCUCGGUGGGUCGGGGUAACUAAUUAAUGUAACGUUUUUUUUUUUUUUUUUACUGAGAGAGGCUUUAUGAUCCAACUGUUGUUUAGGCUUUUUUGACUGUCCGCUUUUACCUUUUUUAACCUUAGUGCCCUCCCUUUCCGUCUCUCUCUGUUUAUUAGGUUUGUUACCUUUCGGUGUAUAUGAUUAAUUAUGAGGUUAUUUAAGCUUUCAGUUUCAGUACGUGAUUAUCCGCCGUCGUUUCAGCCUUUCAGGGGUUUCUUUUGUUAUUUCGCACCGUCUAUUUGGCGCCGCCCCAUUGAUUCCCAGACAGGGAGAGUAUGCCGAAAGUUCGGCAGUCACGCGCUCGACACGUGAGGGUCGGCGAUGAGAGAAAAUCGUCCUUUUUUUUUCUUUUUUUGUUUAAGUAGUAAUAAUGAUGGCAAAGGCAAACGUGUGGGUUUAGCAUUGUUCGGUUCGGCUCGCUAUCUGGUGAAGGCUGCCAGCGGAAGUGUACGAUUUUUUUUUUUUUUUAAUUGGAAAGCAGCCAAUCGUUGUGGAAGUGAUCUGCUUCUCACUCGCUGCUCGGCGCGUGUAUCUUUGGUUUUUUGUCGAGUGGAGUGGACUAAACUGCCCUUCGUCAUUUUUUUUUUCCAAAAGAUAUCAAAGUAAUUAAUUAUUUUCUAUGUUAUUCGUUUUAAUCGCUCCUGAGAGUCUCGUCGUUAUAUAUACGCUUUUAAGUUUUAAUUAUGAUUGGCUUGCGCCGGCCAAAUCAACGGCUUUGCACCUACCUUCACAGUCCCAAUUGAUUAAAAAACACUAAAUUAAAACAGUUUUA
Molecule: messenger RNA, 2967 nt
Organism: Linum trigynum
Lineage: Eukaryota; Viridiplantae; Streptophyta; Magnoliopsida; Malpighiales; Linaceae
Source: the annotation of a GenBank genome assembly